UUUAUCUUAGAUGGUACGGUUUAGUAAAGGGUUACUCAAAUUAUUCCAUUAGAAACAAAAAAACCCCUACAAGUGUAUUUUUCCGAAAACAUUUCCUAAAUUGAGCAUUUGUAGAGACUUCCAGCCUUCUGAGAUAACGCCAGCAUGACAGAAAGAAAACAAAAACAAAAAACAAACAAAAAAAUCCUGAACCAUGUAUUACAAAUCGAAAGUGAAAUUAGGCACAGCUUUUUGUUUCUGUUCCUGGCUAGUCACUGGAGACAGCUUUGGUGUUUCAAGCAAUGGUGAAAUUUGAAAGAUAAAAUCUCCAUUCGAAGUUUUCAUUUUCUUUUCACUUCUCCUGCGUUUUUUUUUUGAAGGACCCACGCCAGGGUCGCGGGUUCCGUGGACGCCGCAGAUCGCAGGCCCGGCCCUCGGUUCCCGGAAGGCGGCGCAGGUCGGGCAGCUGGCGGCCGCGGCGGGAAUAAUGGAGCCUGAUAAGGACAGCAGAAAUGACGUACUUAACAAACAACAGCUGGAUGAAGAAUCUAUGAACAAUGGACAAAAUGAGGGACUACUUGAUGAAAUUAGAAAGGAAAAUAUUCAGCUACAGGAGGAGAUCCAAAAGCUUGAAGCUGAGUUAGAAGAGGCUGCCAAAAAUUUCCAGUUUAAGGAGGCUAUUCCUGAGACCCAGCUGCAGUUUGCAUCACUAGAGACUCCUGACGAUGCCAGCCGAUUCUUGAAUGUCUCCUGCUCAUUUCAAGUGAGCUCACGCGUAUUUUAUGAGCUACAGAAAGGACAAGCACUUAUCACCUUUGAAAAAGAAGAAGUUGCACAAAAUGUGAUAUCAAUGGGAAAGCAUCAAGUGCAGAUAGAGGGCGAGAGUGUGGAGCUGAUAGCCUGGCCAGUUCCACUCAACACCAAAGUCAGAUUCCAGGUUCAUGUAGAAGUUUCCAAAGUGAAGAUAAUUGUUACGGAAAUUCCUGACGGUCUGCCCGAAGAUCAGAUGCGAGACAAGCUAGAACUGAGUUUUAGCAAGUCCCGCAAUGGAGGUGGCGAGGUGGAGAGCGUGGACUACGACAAACAGUCCCGAAGAGCUGUGGUCACCUUUGUGGAGCCUGGAGUUGCUGACAGGAUUUUGAAAAACAAAGAUUUUCCUCUUUGUAUAAAUCAGAGCUGCCACAGAGUUGUUGUUUCUCCGUACACAGAAAGACGCUUGCAGAAGUAUCAGAUAUUAUCAGGAAUAUCUAAGAGGACAGUGCUCCUGACUGGAAUGGAACAAUGUUGGACAGAAGAAGAGACUGCGGAGGAUUUCAUUAACAUUCACUUUCAACUGGGGAAGAAUGGGGGUGGAGAGGUAGAAGUGGUUAAGUGUUCCCUUGGGCAACCUUAUGUAGCCUAUUUUGAAGAAUAGACUGAUGGAAUCAUAUGAAAAUUACAGCUUUUGAGCUCAAAUCACUGUAAACAUUUGGCAAAAUGAAUACCCUUUUCUUUGAGAAAUGAACACUUUAAUUCUUUAGUGUCCAUUUAUUCUUAAAUACAAAAUAUAUUUCCAAGUUG
Molecule: messenger RNA, 1539 nt
Organism: Octodon degus (degu)
Lineage: Eukaryota; Metazoa; Chordata; Mammalia; Rodentia; Octodontidae
Gene: Nmi
Product: N-myc and STAT interactor
Exons: 8
Coding region: 467-1393 (308 amino acids)
Cellular component (GO): cytoplasm
Source: RefSeq, a predicted model, not a curated record